Messenger RNA from Perca fluviatilis (European perch), 737 nucleotides. RefSeq names its product neuromedin U (gene nmu). The coding region runs from base 37 to 525 and encodes 162 amino acids. Lineage: Eukaryota; Metazoa; Chordata; Actinopteri; Perciformes; Percidae. The transcript is spliced from 9 exons. Gene Ontology annotation, biological process: regulation of smooth muscle contraction. Gene Ontology annotation, molecular function: neuromedin U receptor binding. The record is from RefSeq and is a predicted model, not a curated record.
AGGCAGAGAGAGAGAGAGAGAGCCAGACAGAGGGAGAUGCGGACCUUCCAGAGCCGGAAUCAGCCUGCGCAGCGCGGAGCCUCCAGCUGCCUGCCCAGCCUCAGCAGCAGCAGCAGCGGCGCCGUGAGUCCCCUCAGCACGGCCAGCGUCACCCUCACAGCCCUGCUCAUCCUCACCAUCCCAGUCUGCAAAAGUGCUCCAGCAGAACUUCAGCAAACAGAUCAACUACUGCCAAUAGAUGCUGUGUGCUCAUCCUACCUCUCUACAGACCUGAAGUUUUGGGCAUCUGAUAUCUUAGGAGAACUCUGUGUCUUGAUGCUGGUUCAGAAGUCAAAGGAGUUAAAAGUGCGUGAAAAUAGUAAAAGGACCUCUCAGUUGCACCCUCUCCUGCGUCUAGUUUCUCAACUCAGAAGAGAAAAAGGACUCUCAAUGCGCGCUGAACUCCAGGGACCUGGGGGAAUCCAGAGCAGAGGUUACUUCCUCUAUCGGCCACGAAAUGGAAGACGAUCCUUAGAAUAUGAGUAAAUUAAAGCUUAUGUACAGAGACAACACAGACCCUGAGACCCGAGCUGCUGCACCACGACUGAUCCAGAUUUCAACCACAGCCCUCUGCCACUGCUCUAUUGUUAUGUCUGAAUGUAUACAAAUAAUACGAUUAAAAUAGGCUACUAUUCAGUUGUCAAGAUUUUAUUUUGUGUUACACGGGUGUCAUUUGCAUUAAAACUGCUACAAUGUGG